AAGCUUCGGGUACCGCUUACAAGAACUCUUGGGCCCAGCGAUCUAUCUUAAGUCAGGGCUCCUGCCUCAAGGUCUCUUAUGUUCUUUUUCCUUCUUGGUGGGGCUCGCUGGGGAGAAUUCCCCUGAGGAUAGUGCUCGGAUGGCUGCUAGCCUUAACAUUCCAGCUGCUCUCCUGGAUUAUCUCCUGGCUGGGAGUGUUCACUCUCCUUCUACAAGCAUGGCGGGUUCUGGACAAUACAGACAGCUUAUAAAUGACUACGGACCCCCGUCUCUAGGCUAUAAUCAAGGAGUGCAGGGAACGAGUAGCAGCCAAGUACCGCAGAGCAAGUAUGCAGAACUUUUGGCCAUCAUUGAAGAAUUAGGGAAAGAAAUUAGGCCUACCUACGCCGGAAGUAAAAGUGCCAUGGAAAGGCUAAAACGAGGCAUCAUUCAUGCAAGAGGACUGGUCAGAGAGUGCCUGGCAGAAACCGAGCGAAAUGCAAGAUCCUAGCCCCUCUCGUGGAUGCAAGAUUUUCCCCCUUCCUGCCUUUCCUUCUUUCAGUUUUUGCAAGAGAGACACAGAUGACUUUGGAGACUGGAACCUUUCUGACAAAUCUCUUCAUUUGGCUGUUCUAUUUUCUCCCCCCGCCUGGCGUUACCCUUUUCAGGAAUGUGGGCUGGGAUCCAAAGAGCUUGUUCAGGACACACCCAAGGGCUUGCGUGCCCUACAGUGCAAAUUUUGGAUCCCCCUCUGCCAAUGCCUUUUAAGAAAUGAACAUCUCAGGGUGUGCGACAUUCCCCCGAUUUUCAAAAGCAGUUCACCGGGCAGCCGGGGGAGGCAUGCUUCUCUCUCAGAAAGGUCCAAAGGACCCCCGGUCAAAUGGAACACCUCUCGCUU
Messenger RNA from Pogona vitticeps (central bearded dragon), 877 nucleotides. NCBI's taxonomy places the organism in Eukaryota, Metazoa, Chordata, Lepidosauria, Squamata, Agamidae. The record is from RefSeq and is a predicted model, not a curated record.